CUUGGCCUUCCACAUAGCGCCUUGCCUCGACAACAAUCAGGUUCAACAGGAACCGGGCCUAUAAAUAGGCGCCGCCAUAUCGAGCGGUGACCUCACAGCGGAGUGAAACUGGAAGCGCUGGACGCCGUGAGCGCGGUGGACUGUCAUUCUGAACGCUUCGAUCUCUACCUUCUCACCUCCCCCCAUCAUGACCGACUACGUACGCCGACUUGUAUCAGGAAACAAGGCUCGUUUCAAGGACAAGAAGCUCGAUGUAGAGCUUGAUCUUGUAUACCUGACGGACCAGGUGAUCAUCAUGGGCUACCCUGCAUCUGGUGUCGAGGGAUGGUACCGUAAUCCACGAGAAGACGUGAAGAAGUUUCUUGAACAUCGUCAUGGGAAGAACUACUGGAUAUUCAACUUCUGCCCCCUUCGCGAGAAUUCAUACGACGCGUCGUACUUUGACAAUCGUGUCAGCCGGUUCCCCUUCCCCGACCAUCACGCGCCACCGUUAGCCAUUCUUCCCCUCGUAGCCCGAGAGAUACACGCUUGGCUGGAUGGGUCGAAAGAGAGGGUUGCUGUGUUGCAUUGCAAAGCUGGCAAGGGACGUUCGGGCACGAUGGCAUGCGCAUACCUCCUCACCCUGCAUAAGGAGCCUUCAGCACCCGAGCUCGAACGCAGCUACACCGCGAAGCAGUGGGCCAAGCUGCGCGCCGACGACACCAUGAAGGUCGUGCCAGACGAUGUCGACAGCGACAACGAAGAAGCAAAGGCAGUCACUGAAUCAGAGCUCGCUACUCCUUCGGAGGUCAAGGAUUGGUCGAGCAGCGGUGCAUCCUCUAUAUCUUCAGCGACUCCGAACGGCAACGAGAAGGCAAGCACGGAUAAGCCUACAGAUUCCAGCGCGCCGCCAAAGUCCUUCACCGACUCGCUGAAGGGUGUACUUGACUUGCACACCGCGCGACGCAUGAAGCCCGCUGAGUCGGGCAAGAAGGUCAAGCAGGGUGUCAGCAUCCCGUCGCAGCGGCGCUGGCUCUACUAUUGGGCGCUCCUUUUGUCGAAUGAGGCGCCCAAGCACCUAUGGCCUCCGCUCGGCGCACCCGCUGCGCCGCCGCCUCGCGUACGCUUGACGGAGGUCCGUGUUCGGAUGACCGAGGAGACCGGCGUCAAGCUCACCGUCGCACGCGCUGCGAAUGCGCUGCUUGACCGCGCUGGCGUCGGCUCUGCCGCCAAGAACGGGACGAGCAGCUGCGUCUGGGCAUCACUCGCGCGCUACGACGAUGACUUCGUGAAGACGCUCGAGGACUGGGAGCGGCAUACACGAGGUAAUACCAUCGGCGAGCGACGAGCGGGGUCGGACCAUCUGGGCGACGAUGAGCUUCGCUCAAUUUUUGCGGAUGGGAAGUGGGACAAGGGCAAGAUGGUGCGCAGCUUCGCGCGGAUGGGUAUCCUGGGCGAGGACGCGAUCACCAAAUCGGGCGAAGGGAAAGAGGAGCGGGUAACGACCUAUGCCCUCCGUCCUCUGACCGCCGCAUCCUGGGGCGAGGUCCUUCAGGGCUUGAAAGACGGCGGCGACGGCAAGGACGCCGACGCCACGGCUGCCCGCGCCGACAUCCCUCGUUCCGAAGCCAACUCCAUGCUUGACGUUACCGCCGAUGCCCGCGAGCGCGGCAUCGUCGUCGACGCCGGGCGCGAAGUCCGCGUCAAGCUCUACAUGGGCCAGAUCUUCAUGGGCUGGUGCUGGUUCAUCCCCACCUUCCACAUGCCGCAGCCGCCGCCAGGGGCGGGGACCCCGCCGGACGCGACGCCGAGCAGGGCGACGAUGCACCUGAGCUGGACUUUCCGAUUGGCAUUGGGGAGCAUUUGGUUGAUGUGGAUAUUGAGAUGGAAUGGCUGAGGCCGGAGGACGCGGAGGCGGUGCAGCCUCCGGCUAGGGAGGAUAGCUUGGAGGAGGAGGAAGCGGGAGAGCCGAAGGGGUUGGCGGCCCAGGCGCCUGCUGUUGUGGCGGGGCGUACGAUGGGGGACGUCGUAGAGGCAGGGGAGGCGGCAACGGACUAGGUGUAACUGACGGAUAACUACGUUUACUACUGUAAAUCACUGCUUCUAUAGCUCAGUAAGACCACUGCAUUUGGACGAUC
Molecule: messenger RNA, 2117 nt
Organism: Schizophyllum commune H4-8
Lineage: Eukaryota; Fungi; Basidiomycota; Agaricomycetes; Agaricales; Schizophyllaceae
Product: phosphatases II
Exons: 6
Coding region: 188-1876 (562 amino acids)
Biological process (GO): regulation of phosphatidylinositol 3-kinase/protein kinase B signal transduction; phosphatidylinositol 3-kinase/protein kinase B signal transduction; protein dephosphorylation
Cellular component (GO): cytosol; nucleus; plasma membrane
Molecular function (GO): phosphatidylinositol-3,4,5-trisphosphate 3-phosphatase activity; protein tyrosine phosphatase activity
Source: RefSeq, a predicted model, not a curated record